ACUGGCAAAGGCAGUUCGCCCUCUCUCGCUUGCAAGAAUAUUCGGAACCCUCUCUCACCCAGAUCGCCUUCCUGAAUUAGGUUAGCUUUCUAUCUAUGCAUCUUGUCGUUCUCGAUCUAUUAUUCUUUUAGUUUUUUUGGGUUGGCAUUGGUUGUUUGCUGCCCGCGCCGCUUGAAUCUGGGAACUGCAUGCUUGGGUUGGUGAAUCUGAGUAUGUGCGAUGAAUAGAGGCAAUAGUGUGACCUGUUGGCUGAUUCAUAACCUUUUUGGUCAGAUAGAAUGAAUCCAAAUCGAUAUGUGGUGUUUUGAGUCACUGUCGAAACUUGAAAGUUCUGUUUUUUUUUAAUCUCGCUAGUCUUUGAGUUCGGUUGAUUUUUUUAUCGUAUUCCUUUAUUCGUAUACACUAAGAUCAUCUACCUAAGGCCCUUGAUAUUGGGUUGUGCCCAAUUCGGGCUUCUAUAUUCCAAAAAUGUCUGCUGUCAUUUUUCCGAAUCAAAUUAUCCUCCAUUGUUUCACCAACUUCAUUCUUCUGAAUUAAGCUGUUUCGCAAAACAGUUUGAGCCUAAAAUGUUUUUUUUAAUAAGAAGUAAAUGUCUAUAUAGUUUUUUUUAAUAUUAAUUGAUUUUAAUUAGUCAAGCUGUUUAGUGAAAUAUCUUUAUCGACUUAAAAUAGAUAAAUUUUAUUUUUUGUCCUUAUAAAAUUAAAUACCUUUUGCGCCCCUUUGUUACUUGUAAAGAUUGGAUUAUUUCCAAAAAAAAAUGAGAUGAUUUCUCAUUUUAUGAAAUUGAUCGAUAAAAAUAUUUAAAUAUUUUACAAAAAUGGGUUGAAUCCCUGUUCUAUUUCUUUUUUCUUCAAUAGGUUGUUCUUCCAUUUAAAAAAAAAAUACAUGAGAUGGGUUCUUACUUCCUUAUGGAUACAGAAAAGAAUUUAUUUAACUUGAACUAAUCUCCCUCAUUGAUGUAUUAUCUCAUUGGCAUUCAAAUGGAUGAUGGAGGAAAAUGCCAAUUCAAUUUUAUGGGUAUUUUUUGUUUAAUGAAUACAAAAUUUAAUUAAUUUAAUUUUAUCAAUCUUAUUGGUGCCAACAAUUUGAAUGACUGAAAUUUGGAAACUAAAUUAUUUUUUUUUUGUUUUUUUUAAAGAAAGGAAUCAGAGGAUAUAUUAAUUAAAUUAAAAUCAGUACUUUUUUUUUUAUAAAAAAUUGGAUUAAUUCAGUCUAUCAAUUUUUUUUAUAUAACAUAUAUAGAAGUCAUCAAGCUAUCAUUUUUUUAUGAAGGUGAGUUUCAAACCUAAGAUCAUGACAAUAAUUUCUAAAGCCUUUAAUAGCUAAGCUAGUCGAUUUCUUCUCUCUGAGUUUCACCAAUCAUGUUGACCCAUUAAAAUCAAUUAUUUCUGCCUUUUCAAAUUAAAAAUCAAAUCUACUUUUAAUGUUAAAUGAACAUUUGUCUCUUAUUUCGGAAAAUGAUUUCCCAAAUUUUUCUUGCAAUCAUGUAAUUUGUUUCACCUAACAACAUGAUUCAAAGGAAUCAACUAUGAAUCAUGUUGUUUUCACAAUGGAGGGUUGUUUGUCUAGAAAAGUGGAAAGGACCUAAAUUGGGCAUUUUUAAAUAUAGGGGCCUAAUUUGGAUAUUUCAAAAUAUCAAGGGCCCUAUUCGAGCAAUUGCUCCUAGAUCAAUAAGAACUAGGUAAUUCUAAAAUCUUUAGAUUUUGUAGAUGAUAUUAGCACUCUGUCUUAAAUAACUUCUGGGGCAAUAAUGAAAAUGUUUACCUACUUCUUUAAAUUAUAUUCUUCUUCUGUUUAAUAUUACUGCUUUAAUUUGAAUUCUAUCCUUAUUUUAUUCUGACAGUGCUUUUCUAGGAUCUGACCUUGUGUUUCCAUUAAAUUCAAUACUAUAUUUCUUCAGUUGUUUGUUUUAGUUCAUGUGCAAUGAGUUCACCAAGGGAUGAAAUGAUAAUUAUUGUCUUUAGUUUAUAUAGCUUUAUUAAAAUGCAACUUUUGGGGGCAUCUCAAUAUCAUUUUUUUCCCUGAAAUAUCUAGGUGGUUGUAGUCUGUUUUAUGGUUUUCUUUUGGGAUUAUAGUGAUAAUUUAACAUAUUUAAAGCAUGAAAAAUAUCAUUUUGCAAAUACUUACCAACUUUAUGAGCUAUGCCCAAAAAGUGUAAUUAGAAUGGCUUAGUGAAGAUUUUUUGUGUUGGAAUGAUCAAUAUACGGUUCAGUGAAGAUUUUAGGAAAAAUUUCACCCCUUUAUCGUUGUGAUUCUGCUAAUUAUUUUUGUUGCAUUACAGUGUAGUGUACUUACAAAACCAGUAUGGUUUUGAAAGCAAAGUUCUCUAAAAUGUGUUUUUUUUUACUUUUUUUUUCAGAUUUCAGUUCUACUAUAUAUCUUCCCAUGUUAUUUUAUUUUAUUGUUUUUAUAUUAUCUUAAUUUUUCUUCCAUAUCAAUGUUAUAUCCAUAUACUUUAUUUGUUCUUGUGAGUAAUUGUCGUUGUUGCAUCUUUCCAUCUUGAAUUCCAUAUUAGCUGUCCAUACUUCUUUCAUGCUUGGCAAUUCAAAUUUACUACUUCUGUUUCUUGCAUUUUCACAAAUUUCUGUUGGCCCUGUAACAUUUUUGGGGUGCGUAUAGCCUAGACUAUUCCUAAAUAAAUCAGAAGACAGAAGGGGAGUAAUAGGCAUCAUAUUUCUGUGUUGUUGAUAUUUUCAAGGGUUAUAAUUAUGUGAAGUGUUACUUCUUAAAUAAUCAAUGCCUUUUUCUUUUAUAUGUGAUAAUAGUUAGUGAUGCCCUUUCUGUGUUAUUUUGGUAUAAGCACUGCUUGUAGUUGAGAGAUUGUCAGAUUGAUGCAAAUAUACAGACUUAUAAUGCUAUGCAUGUAAAUUAACAGCUUGUGGGUGUUGGCAAUUGUGCCAUUUUACUCCACUGGUAUAUCUGCAAAUGAACACAUAAUUCUUUUUAUUGGUCUUAUAUUUUUUUUGGUUGUGGCAAUUGUGCCAUCUUACUCCAUUGGUAUUUGCAAACAGGUCCAUAAUACUUUCUAUAUGUCUUAUAUUGUUUUUGGGGGCUUUGACAACUUCUGAGCAUAAACAGCUAUUAAAAAUUAGGUUAAAAAUUUAAGCUAUGUUAGUAUGUUGCUAUUCUCUUUAGUCCUUUCUUCUAGUUCCCACAAAUAUAUAGGAAAUGGCCUACGAGGAAAUCCAGCCUCUUGUUUGUGACAAUGGGACUGGAAUGGUCAAGGCUGGAUUUGCUGGUGAUGAUGCACCUAGAGCAGUCUUCCCAAGUAUUGUUGGCCGACCUCGCCUGGUUGCCACGGGCCAAAAGGAUACUUAUGUUGGUGAUGAAGCGCAUUCGAAUAGAGGUGUUCUUACAUUGAAGUAUCCUAUUGAGCAUGGAAUUGUCAGCAACUGGGACGAUAUGGAGAAGAUCUGGCACCAUACAUUCUAUAAUGAGCUUCGUGUUGCUCCUGAGGAGCAUCCUAUAUUUCUAACGGAAGCCCCUCUUAAUCCAAAGGCAAACAGAGAAAAGAUGACUCAGAUUUUGUUUGAAACUUUUAACGUACCUGCUAUGUAUGUUGCCAUUCCGGCCGUUCUUUCACUCUAUGCCAGUGGUCGUACAACUGGUAUUGUGCUCGAUUCUGGUGAUGGUGUGAGCCAUAUUGUGCCCGUCUGUGAAGGACAUGCUCUACCUCAUGCUCUUCUUCGAUUGGAUCUUGCCGGUCGUGAUCUUACAGAUUGCCUGAUGAAGAUCCUUACCCAGAGAGGUUAUUCAUUCACCACCACUGCUGAGCGAGAAAUUGUAAGGGACAUCAAGGAGAAGCUUGCCUAUGUUGCUCUUGAUUAUGAGCAGGAGCUGGAGACUGCCAAGACCAGUUCCGCUGUGGACAAAAGCUAUGAACUUCCUGAUGGGAAGGUUAUCACCAUCGGUGCUGAGAGAUUCAGAUGCCCAGAGGUCCUCUUCCAGCCAGCCUUAAUCGGCAUGGAAGCUGCUGGUAUUCAUGAGACAACGCACAACUCCAUCAUGAAGUGUGAUGUGGAUAUCAGGAAAGAUCUGUAUGGAAAUAUCGUGCUCAGCGGUGGAUCCACUAUGUUCCCUGGUAUUGCCGAUCGUAUGAGUAAGGAGAUCACUGCACUCGCACCAAGCAGCAUGAAGAUUAAGGUGGUUGCUCCGCCUGGGCGAAAAAACAGUGUUUGGAUCGGCGGUUCCAUCAUUGCAUCCCUUAGCACUUUCGAGCAGAUGUGGAUUGCCAAGAAAGAGUACGAAGAAUCUGGUCCAGCUAUUGUCCACCGGAAGUGCUUCUAAGCUCCAUUACCUCGCUUCACCGGAGUUUGCCAAGGACUAUCUAAUACGUGGUUUUUUUUUUAAAUUUUAAUGCCUUGGUUUGGGGCCUUAUGGAAUAUUCUAAUCCUUAGGAAUAUAAAAUCAGAUUCAUGCAA
This is a messenger RNA of Zingiber officinale, 4421 nucleotides long. Its product is annotated as actin-101-like. The record is from RefSeq and is a predicted model, not a curated record. Bases 3169 to 4287 code for a protein of 372 amino acids. NCBI's taxonomy places the organism in Eukaryota, Viridiplantae, Streptophyta, Magnoliopsida, Zingiberales, Zingiberaceae. The transcript has 4 exons.